Nicotiana attenuata is the source of this 1462-nucleotide messenger RNA. RefSeq names its product RHOMBOID-like protein 2. The transcript has 5 exons. Gene Ontology annotation, cellular component: membrane. NCBI's taxonomy places the organism in Eukaryota, Viridiplantae, Streptophyta, Magnoliopsida, Solanales, Solanaceae. Gene Ontology annotation, molecular function: serine-type endopeptidase activity. Bases 257 to 1252 code for a protein of 331 amino acids. The record is from RefSeq and is a predicted model, not a curated record. Gene Ontology annotation, biological process: proteolysis.
ACAAAUACUAAAAAAAAAUGUGCUCACCGCGUCUUCCUGUCUGAAAGAUACUUCUCAGCAGUUAAAAAUCCUCCCUUUUUUUACUUAUAUUCUUCCCCAAUUCUUGAAAUUCAGUUUUUAAGGCUUCUUCAUCUCUGCUUCCAAGCUACUUCUUCCCUUACACACACACACCAAUUACAUAUACACAUCCAAUAAAUUCUUGAAUCUGUUCAGUUUUGGUUCAACACAGUGAGGAAAACAAAGAAAGAAAUCAAGAAUGAUGAGUAACAGAGAUCUAGAGAGGGGAGGAGGAACAAAAUCAAGAAAUGGGACAUUAUAUCCUCCACCAACAUCAGCUUAUUAUAUGGAGAAUUCUGAAUCACAGUGGACAUCUUGGUUGGUUCCAAUGAUUGUGGUUGCAAAUGUAGCCAUGUUUAUUUUAAUCAUGUUUGUUAACAAUUGUCCAAGUAAUAUUAGUGACAGUUUUAACAGCAGAGGCAGAAAAUGUGUUGCAAGAUUCCUUGAGAGGCUUUCUUUUCAACCCCUUCAGGAAAAUCCUCUUUUUGGACCCUCUUCUACCACACUACAGAAACUGGGAGCUCUAGAAUGGAAUAAAGUAGUGAACGAGCAUGAAGGCUGGAGACUUAUCACUUGUAUCUGGUUACAUGCCGGUGUUGUUCAUUUGCUUGCCAACAUGUUGAGUCUGGUUUUCAUUGGGAUUCGCCUUGAGCAGCAGUUUGGAUUUGUCCGUGUAGGGAUUAUCUACCUUUUGUCCGGAAUUGGUGGGAGCGUUCUUUCUUGCCUUUUCAUUCAACGCAGCAUCUCUGUUGGAGCUUCUGGUGCUCUAUUUGGACUUCUUGGAGCUAUGUUAUCAGAGCUGCUUACUAACUGGACUAUAUAUACCAAUAAGGCUGCAGCUCUUUUCACUCUGAUUAUCAUUAUCGCGAUUAACUUAGCUGUUGGUCUUCUUCCACACGUUGACAACUAUGCCCAUAUUGGAGGUUUCAUGAGUGGUUUUCUUCUUGGCUUUGUUCUGCUACUACGACCUCAGUUUGGUUGGAUCGAAAGGCAACAUCUUCCAGCUGAAGCUCGCCUCAAGUCCAAGUUCAAAGUUUACCAAUAUGUUCUCCUGCUGAUUGCCUCGAUUUUGUUGAUUGUUGGAUUCACAGUGGGAUUAGUGAUGCUAUUUAGAGGUGUAAAGGCAAACGAGCAUUGCAAUUGGUGCCGUUACUUGAGCUGCUUGCGUACAUCACGUUGGAGCUGUGAUAACUAAGAGAUUUUCCCUUCUGUUCUGCGGCUAUGAUAUUUCUCAUCAUUUCUGUCUUUAUUCAUCUUAGACUAAUUAAAACAUAUUGUUUAUAUGUUACUUUUACAUGUAUAGUGACUGCUGGUUUUGUUGUGUGGAUAUAUUAUAAUAUAUUGCAAAUCUGUUUACUAUUUGCAGUGGAUCUCCAUUCUUUAUGUAAGACAGCAAAUUUUUUUA